Colletotrichum spaethianum is the source of this 1449-nucleotide messenger RNA. RefSeq names its product ribosome production factor 1. The transcript has 2 exons. Gene Ontology annotation, cellular component: preribosome, large subunit precursor. The record is from RefSeq and is a predicted model, not a curated record. Gene Ontology annotation, molecular function: protein binding. Bases 1 to 1449 code for a protein of 482 amino acids. Gene Ontology annotation, biological process: ribosome biogenesis. NCBI's taxonomy places the organism in Eukaryota, Fungi, Ascomycota, Sordariomycetes, Glomerellales, Glomerellaceae.
AUGGAGUCCUCAGCGGCCCAGGUGAAGGUCAACUUCACGACGACGCACGAAGAUCUCCAGUUGGACGAGAGCAAGAGGCAGUUGAUUGUGCCCGCAGACAUCAAGCGUUAUGGUCUCUCAAGGAUAUUGAACUCCGAGUCGAUGCUCAACACGUCGUCGCCCGUACCCCUCGACUUCCUCGUCAACGGAACCUUCCUGCGAACCACAAUCGAAGAAUACCUUAAGGAGAACGGCCUCUCGCUCGAGACGACCAUCACCCUGCAGUACGUCCGCAGUCUGCUGCCCCCCGUCUACGAGGCCUCGUUCGAGCAUGACGACUGGGUCGCUGCCGUCGACGUUCUUUCGGCCACCUCGGCCGCGGGCCGCUGGUCCGGCGACGCCCUCGCCCAGGGCCAGGACCGCAUCCUCUCGGCCAGCUACGACGGCCUCGUCCGCGUCUGGGAUGGCUCCGGCCAGUGCCUGGCGACGUCCCCCUCGGCCCGCGCCGGCGGCCACGCCAAGCUCCUGACGGACGCAAAGUUCCUCUCCUCGUCGCAGAUCGCCUCCGUCGGGCUGGACCAGAAGGUCCUCGUCUGGAAGUACACCGAGUUGGCCGACCGCUUCUCGGGUGAGCUCAAGCCCACGCUCGAGCUGCACGGCCACAAGAAGAUGAUCAACUCGCUCGACGUCCACGGCCCCUCCAAGAAGCUCCUGACGGCCUCGGCCGACGGCCGCGUCGGCCUCUGGCUGGCGUCCAAGAAGGGCAGCCCGGACGUCGACGCCGAAGACAUCCCCGCCACGCACGCCAGCAGCGUCAAGCGCGCCAAGCUCUCCAACUCGUCCGUCACGGUGCCUCAGAAGGGUGCCCUCGCCAUGAUCCCCGCCCACGCCGACGCCUCCGUCACCGGCGCCGCCUUCCACCCCACCGACGCGACUGUCGCCUACUCCGUCUCGGCCGACCACACCCUCCGCACCCUCGACCUGACCACCGCCUCCGUCGUCUCGACCCUGACGACCCUCCACCCUCUCCUCUGUCUGGCGCCCAUGCCGCGCAACUCGUCCCUCGUCGCCGCGGGCUCCGCCGCCCGCCACGUCGCCCUCCUCGACCCCCGCGCCUCGGCCUCGGCCACCUCGGUCCUCACUCUCCGCGGACACACCAACAUGGUCUCGGCUCUCGCCCCUUCCCCGGACAACGACUACAGUCUGGCCUCGGCCUCGCACGACGGCACCGUCAAGAUCUGGGACCUGCGGAGCGUGCGGCCCGCCACCAAGGACGAGGGCGGCGGCAGCGCCAGCGAGGCCGUCUACAGCAUCGGCAGGGAGUGGCUUAAGGGCAAGAAGGUGCCCGCCGGCGGCGAGGGCGCAAAGGUGUUUGGCCUCGCAUGGGACCAGACGUGGGGCAUCGUCAGCGGUGGCGAGGACAAGAAGGUACAGAUCAACAGAGGGAGAGAUCUCGUUGCUUCCUCGUAA